This is a messenger RNA of Cotesia congregata, 693 nucleotides long. Lineage: Eukaryota; Metazoa; Arthropoda; Insecta; Hymenoptera; Braconidae. The record is from the annotation of a GenBank genome assembly.
AUGUAUUCCCAUCAUCAUCAUCAUCACCAUCAUCAUCACCACAGAAGACGAGCUAAUAAUUUCACAUACGUGAGCUCCUGUGUUAAAUAUAUGAUUUUUAUGCUCAACUUUAUCUUCUGGCUUUUCGGAGGAUUGUUGAUCGGAGUAGGAAUCUAUGCGUUUUACGACAAAUUGCAAACCACUGGGACUAUUAAAGUCGAAAAUGUUUAUGAUAUUGUUCUUAAUAUCUCACUUGUGAUGGCUAUUGCUGGCGGAGUUGUGUUUAUUGUUAGUUUUGCUGGCUGUGUUGGUGCAUUGAGAGAGAAUACAUGUCUUCUUAAAUUUUUUAAAUGCUGCGGUCUGAGCCAGGAGGGAUACUUGGACUGGCAAAAAAACGAGUACUUUAAUUGCUCGAGUCCCGGGCGAGAAAGCUGUGGUGUGCCGUUUUCAUGUUGUAUCAACACUACGGAUAUAUCAAGCGGAUUAGUAAAUAUAAUGUGCGGCUAUCAAAUUCAGACGCUGCCAUCCUCGGAGGCGAGUAAGAGAAUAUGGAUAAGCGGAUGCAUUGAAAUAGUUAGGACAUGGGCUGAGCGUAAUCUCUAUACAAUAGCGGGGAUUGCUCUCGGUAUCGCGUUAAGUCAAUUGUUUGUGAUUUAUUUAGCUAAAACAUUAGAAGGACAAAUUGAGAUGCAAAGAGCACGCUGGCGUUCUUGA